UCAAAGUGUGCUUUGCUGCAACAAGCAUGUUCUGAGUGUUUUUCGUUUUGCUCCGUUUUGUUCGCGUACACAUGUGGGAUUCAUUUUUAUAUAUCCAAAAAUGAAGGUAAAACCGGAAAGCAAAAGUGGCAAGUUGCUCGACAAAACGGUAUUCACGUUUUUCGAAAAACUUAUUAAUAACGACGAAAAUAUACGCAUCCGAGGUGCGUACGAAUUGAUGCAUUUUUUAUCGAUUUCUACCGAUGAAAAUGGCAAGGACAAGCACGAAAAGGAACGAGCUUACGCGCUUAAGCGAUUGAUCCGUGGUGUCGGUUCCAACAAUCACACAUCCAGGGCGGGGUUCUUCACGGCACUGGUUGGUUACUUGGAACAUGUAAAGCAAAGCCAAUAUUGCCCAUCAAUUACGGAAAUUUUUAAAUUAGUCAAGUCGGAACUAUCAGAUACUGAUAAGGAGGAAGAUGAUAAUAAGCAAAAUAAACUGGAACUGCGAGUAGGAAAAGUAUCUGUAUGUGGCGCAAUUGUCAGCUCCGGAUUAAUAGAGCAUGCCUCCGACAUGGAGCUUCAGACGGUGGUAAAAACUCUGAGGAAAGGAAUGCACAAAAUGGUAAUGCCAUUGGCAAUUAUGUAUCUUAGCGAGCUUGUUCAAAAGAUCGACUCUAAACAGUUUACGAAAGUACUUUGGCCUGUAGUUGAGCCUAAGGUGAAUCUGCCGAAAGAAGAACAUACAAUGGAUACCAUUUAUUUUCUCUUAACUGCUUCUUCAGUCCAUAAGAAGUCCUUUAAAAAGUUUUUUGAGAACACCUUUGAUGCUCCAAAUUUGAUAGACGAGGGGAAUUAUGAGUAUCUCGCGAAUCUACUAUGGGAUAUCAAAAACACUGUGACAAUUAAUCAUCCACUGUAUGACUUUCUAAUCGAGAAGCUGGUAAAGCAGAAUCAAGUUGGUGUGUUCUGGUCCCGCGGCGUGGACCCUAUUCUUGUGGAUGAAGGGACCACACAUAAAUUCAAGGAUAUUGUGGCACUGAGGAUACUGAUUACAAUCCUAGGAAAAUUGGAGGAUUAUUCAUCUGUUCCUGAUCUGUUGAGCGUUGCCUUGCUGGAGAUGGUAAUGAAGAGUGUAAAAAUGUUCAAUCAACUCAGCGAAGAUGUACGGAACUUAUAUCAGGAGGCAUUCGAAUGCCUAAACAAGUGCUACCCCCAGAUCACUGAUGAGCAAAUCAAACUGCACAUCUUUCAAAAAUUGGUUACUCCUCCAAGUAGUAUAUUGAUCGAGAAGUAUGCAUCUAACAAAAUCAUUCAAAAUUUGUUAGUUACCAUGAACGGCGCAAGUGUGAAAAAAGCGGCCAACAUUCUAAAACAACUUAUCCUGGCGAUCGAUCGUCCAGAAGUACUAAACUCUGAAAGGAUUUAUGCUGCACAGGCUUUGCAAAAAUUGCUCCUGAAUCGACAUGUUGUCACAGAAAUCGAAUGGCGAACAAAUAUUGUGAAGUUUUUCCUAAACUUGGGGCUUUUUUAUUCAUCAGAUGGCGUAAAAAUCAUCAAGAGCAGUAAACAUUAUUCUGCUGCCAUAGCGGCAGAAUUAGUCCCAGCUAUGAAAUCGACAUUCUUCCAUUGCCUUGAGCAACGUCAUACAAAACUGUCAGAAGAGAAAUCAUUCCUGUUGACGAUAGUUGAACACGUGCAAGAUACAUUGCAAAACGUGGGAUGUUUGCGAGUAUCACUUACCGAAGAACACUUGGAGAACUGGAGUCGUAUGUAUGCUGUCAUCAACUCGAAGAAAAAUAAGGACAAGAAAUUGAAUGAUGUUUUCCACAUUCUUCUGAUGUACAUGGGACUCCACCUGUUCAGUGACCCAGAGUUGGCCACCAGUGCUAUUGCCGAAUUGGAAAGCGUUAUGAAGCGAUUAAGAAGAAAAAAAGCAAGUUCCAAUAUGGAAAUCGACCAAAAUGGAAAUAAUGGUGAGCCAGAAUGGAUAGAAGUGGUAGUUGACUUGUUCCUGAACUUGUUGUCUCAAAACUCACACUUGCUGCGGCAAGUUAUCGGACAUAUCUUUCCGCAUCUGUCGAACGAACUAACGCUUACGGCAUUCAACCAAAUCUUGUCGGUUAUUAAUCUGAAAGAUAAAACCAACCCGUUGACUGCUGACGCAGAGGUCGCUGACGGAGCAAGUAUCGACGAGAUGGAUGAUGAUGACGAGAACGAUGAAAUCGUGUCCGAUGAAAAUGAAUCAGACGAUGCCAGCACUGAAAAUGAAAGUAAUGAUGAAGAAGCUGAACAAUUAUCCGGGGAUGAUGAAAACGAUAAGCUUACGGAUGAGAUGCGCAUGGCUAUUCAAGCGGCCUUAGGACGCGCUAAUCCGGAAACUGAAACCCAAUCGGCAGAUCUCGACAGCAUGGGAGAAGAAGAAGGUAGUGAACUUGACAAAGCCUUAGCGGCAGCAUUCAACAUGUACAAAAAGUUAAAGACGUCGACGAAAGCAGAGGAAAGGGUAGAGCCAACGUUUACUAAUUUUUGGAUGCGUAUGUUCGACGACGGAGCAAGUAUCGACGAGAUAGAUGAUGAUUACGUGAACGAUGAAAUCGAGUCCGAUGAAAAUGAAUCAGACGAUGCCAGCACUGAAAAUGAUAGAAAGGAUGAAGAAGCUGAACAAUUAUCCGGGGAUGAUGAAAACGAUAAGCUUACGGAUGAGAUGCGCAUGGCUAUUCAAGCGGCCUUAGGACGCGCUAAUCCGGAAACUGAAACCGAAUCGGCAGAUCUCGACAGCAUGGGAGAAGAAGAAGGUAGUGAACUUGACAAAGCUUUAGCGGCAGCAUUUAACAUGUACAAAAAGUUAAAGAAGACGUCGACGGAAGCAGAGGAAAGGGUAGAGCCAACGUUUAAUAAUUUUUGGAUGCGUAUGUUCGACGAUGGAGCAAGUAUCGACGAGAUAGAUGAUGAUUACGAGAACGAUGAAAUCGUGUCCGAUGAAAAUGAAUCAGACGAUGCCAGCACUGGAAAUGAGAGUAAUGAUGAAGAAGCCGAACAAUUCUCCGGGGAUGACGAAGAUGAUAAGGUUACGGAUAAGAUGCGCAUGGCUAUUCAAGCGGCUUUAGGAGGUGCUAAUCCGGAAACUGACACCGAAUCGGUAGAUCUCGACAACAUGGGAGAGGAAGAAGGUCGUAAACUUGACGAAGCCCUAGCGGCAGCAUUUACCAUGUACAAACAGUCAAAGAAGACUAAGUCGACGAAAGCAGAGGAAAGGGUAGAGACGACGCUUACUCAUUUUCGGAUGCGUGUGUUCGACCUAAUCGAUGUGUAUCUGAAGAAUGGCCCAAAUAUGAUCAUAUGCUUAGAGUUAAUGCUAUACAUAUUUGAAAUGCUGCCAAUCGCUAUAAAAGAAACCAAGCAUAAACAAAUUCUCGGUCGGUAUCGCCAAAUUUUCAAUAGCUUGGUGAAAAUAAAACAUUUUAACGUGGACAUCAAAGAUGUAUCAGCUGACCAACUACCUCAGAUUCUUACCGACUUAAUGGAAAAAGUAGCCAAGGGUUCGUCAUUCCCAGAAAAAAAUCAAUACAUUUUGAAGGCAUGCCAAUUUAUUGUCAUCUGUUCCCAAUUGACAGAAAAACAUGCUGAAUAUAACGUAUCCGCCAAUAUCGACAAAGUAUUCGGAAAAUAUCUGAAUGAAUUUGUCGCCGAGAGAAAUCCUGCUCUUACGUUAAAUGUUUUCCAGAUGUUAUUUCGAAUGAAUUGGUCAGGGAACUGGCAUAUGGCAAAAACUAUAACAGAUAAUGGCCUGAUAAAAGAGAUAAGAGCUGUGCGUAAAGCGCAAUCUCUUUCAUUAUUGCGUGAAUUCGUGAAAAAUAGAAGGUUCAUCAACUCCGAUUUGCAUAAGACUCAAGACAUGCUUAAAUCUAUUAUUGCAAGGCUAAACUCCUACAUGCGAGAAGCGCAUUCCACUACGAUGUCCCAAAAUGAGUUUAGUGAGCUGACUCAGUUAUUGCUUGCAAUACUUGAUCUAGAGAAACAAUAUCUGGAUGCUGAAUGUGUUUCGUUGAAACAAAUCGGGGAAAAUAUGCAGAAGCUUCGCAAAUCAAAUUUAAGUUCACAAGUAAUGAAUCAUUACUUGCGGUUUUGCAAAUUGUUGCAGCUAGAACCUAUUAAGAAUAGUCAACACGCCCUACAAAAUGGCAAAGAUUCAAAAGCUAACGGCAAAUCAACUAUCCAGAGUGACUUAAAAGAAGAAGAAGAAGAAGUAUCCAGUCAGAGUGAUGCUGAAGAGAAGAAAGCAAAUGGCGGUGUAAAGCGGAAAAUGAAGAGCAACUCCCAACACCAGAAACGACUGAAGAAAGUGGAACGAUUGAAGGCUGCCUCGCAAGGUUUGGAGUCAGUGUCUUUUAUGAAUGUUAAUUAAAGUUGAGCAUAUAUGGAAGUCUGUAGAUAAUGCCAAUAAAAAUUAAAAAAUGACUUGUUUUCAUUUCUA
Armigeres subalbatus is the source of this 4456-nucleotide messenger RNA. RefSeq lists its product as uncharacterized. The transcript is spliced from 6 exons. Gene Ontology annotation, biological process: regulation of DNA-templated transcription. Gene Ontology annotation, molecular function: sequence-specific DNA binding; transcription factor binding; transcription corepressor activity. The record is from RefSeq and is a predicted model, not a curated record. NCBI's taxonomy places the organism in Eukaryota, Metazoa, Arthropoda, Insecta, Diptera, Culicidae. Gene Ontology annotation, cellular component: nucleolus. The coding region runs from base 101 to 4387 and encodes 1428 amino acids.